UAUCGUGUCGCGGUACCACGAAGGGUAUGCUGAAAGCAGCUCUCCUCGCGCCACACGAGGACCGCCCGAGGCGCAAAGUCCAGAUGAAGAUGCCAUAGCGCUGUCGUUCGUGGAAGACACGCUGAACUUGCUCACGCACUUCCGGAAAGUCCGCGAUAUAUUGACAGCAGGCGCCGUUAAAUCGCCAGGCGCCGACAGCGACCCCCCCUUCGAUGCUCAGAGCCAGUUUGACAUGCAAUCCGCCACGUUGUGCUUCCUCCAAGUCUAUGUCAACAUGACACUGUUAUUUCUCACCAGAUUAUUGGACGAACCGAGCCUUCUCCAAGCACAUAUCCCCACUACCGAGGCGGGGCGAGGCAAUUCGAAUGUGGCCGAAGGCAAGGCGUGGCUUAGCGCCGAACAGCCCGCGUUGAUCUCGGACACUUGGAGACUGGUCGAUGGGAGAUUCCGAUCGAGGCCUUCCGGCGACUCAAUCCUGUACCUUCCGGCGUUGACGGCCUUGUCGCUCGAAGUUCGCUGUCUCACCAUGCGGCAGCGCAUAGCGGAAAUCCUGGAUGGUCUAUCAGACGCUGGCUUCCGUGUUGCAGGUGUGGCUCUGGGGGAUAUGAAAUUGGCAUGGGGAGCUACAACAGCGGGAUGUGGUGACUUUUGUCUCUGCAGUACCACGUCAACGAAGGAGGAGCGCUGAUCGAGAGACAUUCCCCUGAAGCGGUCUGCGCAAGCACCAAUCUAUGGUACUUCUCGGCACCUUUGGUCCUCCACCGCUUGCCGUAAAAUAUCAACGGCACGGUCAGCAGACUUAUGGCGAGUGAGAUGCAGCCAAGGGUCACAAACAAAUAGUAUGUGCCCAAGCUCGCCUGCCAGGGAGUCAACGCGAAGAGGAAGAUGGUGCUCAUCAUAUUGGCGAUGAAUGCGGCGCCGACAAACACGAGCCCGAUGAUCU
Neohortaea acidophila is the source of this 943-nucleotide messenger RNA. RefSeq lists its product as uncharacterized. The record is from RefSeq and is a predicted model, not a curated record. The transcript is spliced from 2 exons. NCBI's taxonomy places the organism in Eukaryota, Fungi, Ascomycota, Dothideomycetes, Mycosphaerellales, Teratosphaeriaceae. The coding region runs from base 233 to 688 and encodes 151 amino acids.